UUUUCCGCUCUCCUUGGUAGAGAAGGUGCUGGACGCUCGUCGGUGUUUCGCAGUUCGUAGUCUUUGGACUCCGAGUGUGUGAGGACUUAAGAUGCCGCGUGGAAGUCGAAGCCGCUCUUCCCGGGUGGCCCCUCCGGCCAGCCGGGCCCCUCAGAUGAGGCCUGCUCCCCGACAAGCGCCUGCAGCUCAUCCUCCAGCAACAGCGACUGCACCAUCUGCAGUUGGUUCACCUGCUGCUGCACCCCGGCAGCCAGGCCUGAUGGCCCAGAUGGCGACCACUGCAGCCGGUGUGGCUGUGGGCUCUGCAGUGGGCCACACCCUGGGCCAUGCCGUCACUGGGGCCUUCAGUGGAGGUGGCAAUGCUGAACCCGCGAGGCCUGACAUCACUUACCAGGAGCCUCAGGGAGCCCAGGUGCUGAACCAGCAGUCUUUUGAACCUUGCUCUCUUGAGAUCAAACAGUUCCUUGAGUGUGCCCAGAACCAGAGUGAUGUCAAGCUCUGCGAGGGCUUCAACGAGGUGCUGCGGCAGUGCAGAAUUGCAAAUGGUUUAAUUUAAUCAAGAAGUUCAAACUGAAGAAAUUGAAGUGGGCCCCACAUAAUAGUGCACGUGUGGACCCUGAGUAAACCUCCUAUUUCUAACGGCUCCAUUGCUUCAGAGCAGCCACGAAGGAGUUCUAACUGUAUAGAUAUUAUUCCCUGAGGCUCAUAGUGUUAGGGACUGGGCAAGCAAUGGCCUCCUUGAACCAACUGUAUUGUUUUUUUGUGAGUUAAUGAAAAUAAACUGUUUUAUUCUGA
Messenger RNA from Myodes glareolus (Bank vole), 795 nucleotides. NCBI's taxonomy places the organism in Eukaryota, Metazoa, Chordata, Mammalia, Rodentia, Cricetidae. The record is from RefSeq and is a predicted model, not a curated record.